This is a messenger RNA of Ostrea edulis (European flat oyster), 2529 nucleotides long. RefSeq lists its product as uncharacterized. Gene Ontology annotation, cellular component: nucleus. Gene Ontology annotation, biological process: regulation of transcription by RNA polymerase II. The record is from RefSeq and is a predicted model, not a curated record. Gene Ontology annotation, molecular function: DNA-binding transcription factor activity, RNA polymerase II-specific. Bases 321 to 2213 code for a protein of 630 amino acids. The transcript is spliced from 6 exons. Lineage: Eukaryota; Metazoa; Mollusca; Bivalvia; Ostreida; Ostreidae.
AUUCUGGGGGAUUGGCCAAUAUACUUUAUUCUUCUAGACUGAAAAGUCAUAGUUAAAACGUGUUUUUCCUCUUCAUUUCGAUGACAACUAACCCACAACAGUUACCGUUAGUGGCGUUACACGUUUUUGAAAAAAACGAAAAUCACGACACGGUUAUACUUUCGUUUUGUUUUCAACGAAAACACGGAAGCAGGUCGUUUUGCAGACGUGAAAGCCUAAGGUACAGAACAUGUUGUAUUUCCUAUUGUGUCACAAAGUUGUCGUGUUCAACUAUAGAUUAGGAUUCCACCUUUCUUUGAAGUCCACUUUUUACAAUUGAAAUGGAUGAGGGAAAUGAAUGCAGUUUUUGUGGCCUGCGAUCCCCGGAUUUACAAAGGUGUAGUCGUUGUAAAGGAGAAUGGUACUGUUCUAGGGACUGUCAGAGAAAACAUUGGAAAGGGGGUCACAAGACGACAUGUCUGACAGGGACCGGUGAGGCAAAUAAAAUGGAUGAAGGAAAUGAAUGCAGUUUUUGUGGCCUGCGAUCCCUGGAUUUACAAAGGUGUAGUCGUUGUAAGGGAGAAUGGUACUGUUCUAGGGACUGUCAGAGAAAACAUUGGAAAGGGGGUCACAAGACGACAUGUCUGACAGGGGCGGCAUAUCCCAUUGGGCGGAAAUACACAGAGGAGUGCCGAGUAUGUGGAAAUUUGGAAAAUAGCCGACUGUGCACUGGCUGUUGGAAGACUUGGUAUUGCUCCUCGGCGUGUCAGGGUCGGGACUGGCCCACACACAGACAGGAAUGCGGAGUGACAGAGGAAGGCAGGGAUGUUGAGGCUGACUGGGAGGAUAGUCUGCAGACGGAAUUCUGUCCAGAUAGGUGUAAAGACACGUGUCAUUUCUGUGGUAAACCAUCAGAUCAGCUAAAGAAAUGUUCAGGAUGCAGUGCGGUAUUAUACUGCUCUAGAAAAUGUCAACGUAGUGAUUGGACUCGGAGACACAAAACCGAAUGUUCAAAGACCAUAGAUGUAGAUAGUGGUAUUGACAAUGAACUUGAGGAGAGGGAGGCUAUCUAUGACCGAGCUGCAGAUUUUGAGAAAGAUGCUGAUAAAAUCACACGAGAAACGUGCUCUUUGUGUGGAGUAGAAGGUCAAAUGAAGACAUGCAACAGAUGUAGAAAACAGAAGUACUGCUCGGAGAAAUGUCAGAAAAAGGACUGGAAAAGGCAUAAAUCCGAAUGUUCAAAAGCAGAUAUUGCAGAGGAACUAUCACCCAUAUGUGCACACUGUAAAUGUAAAAACAAUUCUCUUGUGUGUUCGCAAUGUAGAGCAGUUUAUUAUUGCUCCCAAUCUUGCCAGUCGUCGGAUUGGAAGAAGCACAAAAUGUCCUGUAGAGGCGGUAGAUUGCAGACGACAGUCAGAGAGACUCUGAGCGACAUGGAUUGCUAUAUUAUGGGUCUUGUUAAACCCGAAGAACAAGGAGGGAGAAACCGAAAUGAUAUAAUUUUUUCACCAGAAGAAAUAAAAAAGUAUACCGAGUUUUCAUGUAAUCGAUGUAAAUCGGCAGCCGGAAAUGUCUUGUGUCCAAACUGUAGGUCGGUUGUGUACUGUUCAGAAAUUUGUAGAGAGUUGGAUAAAUCAAAGCACAGUACAAUGUGUACAAAUUUGCAAAUGCUGAUCCCAAUUUCGGAACAAAAAAUUUUUUUUACGAUCGGAGGAGACAUCGGAAGUAAGGGCUCUAAAGGAACAAUGGUGUCUUCACCUUCUCAUGCCCAAUUGUCCUUGCAAGGUAAUCCAGCAUUUUUUGCAGAUGGUGCAGAUAUGAAUUUGAUUAUUGAAAGAACUGCCAACGCAUGCGCAAAAGCGAUAGAAAAAACCAAGAGGGAGUUUGCUCGUUAUACUCUGAUAACCCGAGUUAAAGAAAUCCCUGUUGAACAGAAAGGUCCUUUUGCCUCCAACAUUUGUGCUAUUCCAAAUGUGUUCUUAGCAUACAUCAGGAGGUUUCAUUCCUACAGGGGCCGCCAUAAUGUGUUCUUACAGGAUUCUGAGAGACGAGAGAUUUACGUCAGUUUCUACCUCCCAAACGACGAUCCAACGCCAUACUUCAAGUGGGAAGACAUAGUUCCUGGGAAAUUCAUCGCCAUUUUGUUUCCCUGCAUUCAUUUUUUCGCCGAUUCCACGGUCGGUCUUCGGGUCGACAAAGCUAAACACGUCUACUGUUUUGAUGUACAAGACUAAAAAGAACUGUUUUGAUUUAAAGAACAUGAUUGAAAUUUAAUAAACUCUGAAAGAGUGCUUAUAUUAAUAGUAUUUCAACCUAUCAGUACUCUCAAUACUUUGAUUAUGAUAUGAAUAAUUCGUGCUAAUGUGGAAGUCCUCUUUAGAUAGGAGAUGCAUGUGAUGUAGAUCAUAUUGUAUUAAAUCAUAUACUGUAUGUGGACUUAUUUUAGCGUAUUUAAAAUUUGGCACAGUCAGAGUUAAUGCACAAAUUGGUGUAAUCAUGAUUUUGCGCUUUUUCUCUGCGAGAUAAAUAAAAGCCUACAUUGACAAUCUU